GCGAGUUGACCGAGAGGGUCAAUAGAGAGACUUCAUCCACAAAUGGGCCAUUGUAACAACUGAAGCCCUUCUACUUCAAGCCAUCCGCACCUUUCAACCGCAUCUGGUGCCAGCAACAGCAUCCUCAUCCUCAAGGUUACCAUCUUCCAUCUCUGAGCGGUUUUCCAUCUAAGGUCGGAGAAAAUGGCAGCGAUUCCAUCCAGUGGCUCCCUCAUCGCCACCCAUGAUUACUACAGAAGGCGCCUCGGGUCCGCCUCCAGCAACAGCUCCUGUGGCAGUGCGGAACACAUUGGAGAGGUCAUUCCACACCACCCAGGACUUCCAAGGCAAGACUCUGGGCACUGGUGGACUUCAUUUUUCUUUGCAAAACAGGUCCAGCCCGGCAUGCAGAACGUAUCUGAAAAUCAAAAAAAUGGAACCUACACAGUGGCCAACGGUCAGGUGACCUGCAUCGCCAGGGAAAUGGUUCUGAACAGACAACUCAGCGAAAGCAGUGAAAAUGGAAAAUUCGAACCAACUUCCAGCUAGACCCCACCCCUCGCACCUCCUUCACCCCCAGCUUGCCAUCCAUCACAUAGAGAUGGAGAUGAUGGCGGUGAUGAUGAUGGUGCUUGUUGCCGUUAGUCAGUGCAGUUUGCUUUUCAUAUUUGCUUGUGUAUAGUAUCUUUUUAUUAUGACCAGAAGUUCAAAAAAACUCAAGUUUGUAAAAAGUUUUUUCCAUUUUGUUCUUCUUGUGACUUGACGCUGUUAAUAAUGCCAAUAAAUAAAAUGCUUGCAGACUG
Messenger RNA from Chelmon rostratus (copperband butterflyfish), 782 nucleotides. Its product is annotated as pancreatic progenitor cell differentiation and proliferation factor B-like. Gene Ontology annotation, biological process: multicellular organism development; cell differentiation. The record is from RefSeq and is a predicted model, not a curated record. Bases 184 to 528 code for a protein of 114 amino acids. The transcript is spliced from 5 exons. NCBI's taxonomy places the organism in Eukaryota, Metazoa, Chordata, Actinopteri, Chaetodontiformes, Chaetodontidae.